Malus domestica (apple) is the source of this 1163-nucleotide messenger RNA. The record is from RefSeq and is a predicted model, not a curated record. Lineage: Eukaryota; Viridiplantae; Streptophyta; Magnoliopsida; Rosales; Rosaceae.
AUGGCUCAAUUACUGUCCCCCUCCCCUGUGUUCACUGAAGCUCUCAAGUUCCAAAACCCAUUACCAAAUGGGUGCUCUAGAACUCCAUGGCGCAUGUUAGCCAAGCCCAGCAGUAGCCUGACUUCGAUAGGUGGUCAUGGCGGCGGCGGCAGGAGGCGAAGAGGCUUGGGCAGGCUCGGAGUGGCAACCGACGGCUCACCUUCAACAGACGCCGUCGCUGAUGACUACUACUCCGUCUUGGGAUUGUUAUGCUUCCGGGUAAAUUCCAGCCUAGUUAUAAUCGAAGACUCGAAGAAAAGGGUGGUCACCUACCGUUGGAUCUUUAAUCCGACGGCAGAAGGUCAUUUUACUUUUGUUGUUGUACCUUCUCCUCCGGAUGUCUUUGGUAUCGAGGAAGACUUUGGAAGAGCCCGAGUGUAGAGUCAGUUUGGGAACGUAGAUUUAGUUCAACGGGCAAUUGAUAGUUGCCCUGUUGAUUGCAUCCAUUGGACUUCUGCUGCCCAACUAUCAUUGCUCGAAGAUGAGAUGCGCAGAGUAGAAAGAGUAAAUGUUGCACUGAUGCUUGCAGGCAUGGGCUAAUCAGUGGAUGUUUUCAGAAUGGCAAGUUCUCGGUGGCAAAAGAGGCAAUCACAAGUCUUGGAACAAGCUAAAAUUAGGAUGAUGAAGAAGAGGGAUACGGAUAAAACUGAAGCAUACUGGGACAACAUUUGGGCUAAGCCCAAAGAGUACCAUAAUUCAGAGGAGGAAGUAAAAGAAAGAGCAAGGAGAGCAGCAGCAGCCGCUCGAAGAUGGAGGGAGUACUCAAGGAGGGGUGCUGAUAAGCCUCCGAGCUAUAAACUUCCGGAGGCCAUCUCCAACAACGAAAACUGACCAUAUUCAUCUGCAGAGGACGAACACCAUUGAAAAUAUUAGCAUCAAAUGACUCCAUCCAGAAUCCGAACACGAAACAGCAAACUUUGUAAGCGCAUGCGCUACCGGAUUGAGCAAGAUGCCUAAUUUAUUUCCUUUAAAUUGUUGAUUCCAAACGCAGUAUAUAUAAAGAACUGAUUUACACACUUUCUUCUCUUUUUACAGACUUAGUUUUAUUUUUGUCUACGAUUCUUCUAAAAUUUGUGCAAUCCCAAGGGCUAAAGAUCAAUAGUGAUGUGUUAGCUUUUUCCGCA